This is a messenger RNA of Gambusia affinis (western mosquitofish), 1280 nucleotides long. It is a transcript of the gene znrf2b, whose product is annotated as zinc and ring finger 2b. The transcript is spliced from 5 exons. The coding region runs from base 422 to 1090 and encodes 222 amino acids. Lineage: Eukaryota; Metazoa; Chordata; Actinopteri; Cyprinodontiformes; Poeciliidae. The record is from RefSeq and is a predicted model, not a curated record.
UGGUGCCGCUGAGAAACGGUUCGCUUCAGACUUUCUCCUCCAUCACUUCCUCCUGGGCACCAAUGUGCUGCAGGGGGGCGAGCUGCGAGGAGCCGGCCGCUCAAGUGCGAUGCUGCAGCGGGCAGUGAGGAGCGCUUGGCCAGCUCAGACCAGGAGGGGACCCACGGUACCUGCAGCACGAGAGCAACAAUGGUCACGGCGUCUAAACUUUCCCACGCAUCUCUAGCUGGAGUAACGGAUGGCUGAUCGAACUUCUCCUUGGCUGAUGGGAUCUUAGCAACGGACAGUUUGUUUCUUUUGUUUUCUUCCAGCACCUUUGUCCCGGUAUAGAUAUCUGUCCCGGGCGGAAAUCUGGCGCACUGUCCCGCUGCGGCUCGUAGACUGCCUCUUUAAAUAUCACAGCCAAACAGCGGAGGUUAACAUGGGGGCAAAGCAGAGCAGCCCCUCGCCCAACUCUGCCGCUAACGGACGAACCAGAGCCUACUCUGGUUCGGACCUUCCGUCCUCUACUUCCAGCAGCGGCGGCAGGACCUCUGCAGCGGGGGUUGGGGGGCGGUACUGCGCACACGGCGUGUCCAGAGGCAGUGGAGCCGCGUCCAACUCCGGUCACCCACACGGAGCCAGGCCCAGGUCCGCGGGGGUCUCCGGGGGUCCUGUCGCCAGAGCUCAGUCCGGCAUCAGCAUACCGAGCAGCGGUGGCGUCUACAACUCACCGGAGUCCGGUGGCAGCAGCCCGGAGGAGGCGGCGGACAGGGACCGAAGAGGGAACGAUGGUCAUCGGCUGGUGAUAGGAUCAUUACCCGCUCACCUGUCGCCUCACCUGUUCGGAGGGUUCAAGUGUCCAGUGUGCUCCAAGUAUGUGUCCUCGGAUGAGAUGGAUCUUCACCUGGUUUUGUGUUUAACCAAACCACGCAUCACGUAUAACGAGGACGUCCUGUCAAAGGAUGCAGGAGAAUGUGCAAUCUGCCUGGAGGAGCUGCAGCAGGGAAACACCAUUGCCCGCCUGCCCUGCCUCUGCAUCUAUCACAAAGGCUGUAUCGACGAGUGGUUUGAGGUGAACAGAUCGUGUCCGGAGCACCCAGCAGAUUAAAGCCUCCUUUGCACAGGUAACCCACUCUGACAGAAUGAAGCUCGGAUCCAGCCAGACUGUCGGACCCCGCCAACACUGUGAUUGGCUGACCCACCCGACCCCUUCCCAAACAGCCAACCGCACGGUGUAGAACCGCAGUAUGCCAAAUCUCUUUGGAGGAACCUUCAGGGAUAUAAACUUUGUGUGUGUG